Messenger RNA from Xenopus tropicalis (tropical clawed frog), 3256 nucleotides. RefSeq names its product HPS1, biogenesis of lysosomal organelles complex 3 subunit 1 (gene hps1). Bases 301 to 2310 code for a protein of 669 amino acids. The record is from RefSeq and is a predicted model, not a curated record. The transcript has 19 exons. Gene Ontology annotation, biological process: vesicle-mediated transport. Lineage: Eukaryota; Metazoa; Chordata; Amphibia; Anura; Pipidae.
AUGGUUCAUUGGUCACAUGGCUCGCUGGUCACAUGCCCUGUGCAGGAACUGUUCCCUGAUAGAAGUAGUUGCGGGACUCAGUCCGAGUUGUGAGGAGGAGGUGGGUAGGUAAAGUAUAUGCCUGUGCUCUGCCAGCACCUUUGGGCAUUCAUAAAUGCCAACUGGAACCUUCCUCAUUUCUAAGCAGAGAUGAAGAUGAGUGCAUGAAAAUGAGCUACAAAUCAAGGGACCUUUCCUACUGAUUACCUCUAGAGGGCCACAUUAUUCUGCAAUAUCUGGGACACUAAGAACUGCAUAAAAAUGAAAUGUGUACUUAUUGCCUCCGAGGGAGCUGAAGUCCUGUUCUACUGGGCAGAUGAAGAGUUUGAGAAGAACCUGCAGAGCAAAUAUGAUUAUACUGAGGAACAGCAGCCACCAAACUAUGGAGACAGCAUUAAUACUCUUUUCGCUCCUUUAAUCAUCUCUUGUGUUACAAUAAUGGAGAAGAUUAAUGAUACCUAUACAUGUUUCACCACUGAAAAAGGUCACCUCUGCGUCCUUCACAUGUUUGGAGAAUGCCUCUACAUUGCAGUAAAUGGUGAUGAAACUGAAAACGAGGACGACCUGCGCAGGAAAUUGUAUGUCCUUAAGAGACUCUGUGAGGUGCAUUUUGGUCUGGUCACGUUUGACAGCCAUUUGAUUAAGAAGGAACUGCGCCCUGCAGAUUCUGAACAGCGCAAUCUAGUAUGGAAGACCUUUCAGAGCUUGCUUCUGACAUACAGUCGACUGCGAAAUGAGGACCAGAGCUUUGCUGUUGAGGCAGUGGAGCGCCUGAUUCACCCAAAGCUCUGUGAGCAGUGCAUCGAGUUCCUGGAGAAACAGAUUGUCCAUUUCAUUAACAGCAGCAGUGAGCGGGGGGCAGAGGAGGUCCUGCAUGCUUUUGUACUGGUCAACACAAAACUUCUGGCUCUUUUCUCAAGUCGAAACGCCAGUUCUUUGAGACCUGCAGAUCUACUCUCCUUAAUUCUCAUAGUUCAGGAUUUGUAUCCCAACUUCAGUACUCAAGAGCGAAAUGUGGAGGAGAAUGAAGACAAUGCGCCUUCAGAGGAGUAUUACACCCCAGAUCCAUCGCCCAAUAACAGGAGUUUAAGUGGUGGCAGCUGGGUGGAUGAUGAUUCCCCUGCACUUAGUUAUGUUGAUCCUGAAAUCCAGAUUGCUGAAGACAGUUUGAAAACCCUUGUGGGAGACAUCCCUGAAUCUACUAACACAAGAAGAGUUUUUUUGGAUGCAACCCUAAAAGAAGGCUAUUGUCCCAUGAUGCCACAUUCCAUGUACUGCUUACCACUUUGGCCGGGAAUAUCCCUGGUCCUGCUGACUAAGUUGUCAGGCAGCCAUAUUGCCCUCUCUCUGUAUCAGCUCCUAGAUGGGUUCAGCAUGCUGGAAAAGAAGCUUACAGAGGGAGGGGAUAUCCACCAAAUUUUACGAUCACACCCGAUUGCUGCUGACUUAAAACAAAGAACAGACCGAUUUGUAAAGAGUCUUGGUGGUCGCGACUCACAGUUACAGAAUUGCUGGCUGGAAUUCAAGAGCAAAGCAUUCUCAAGGCAAGACACAGGGACUGUACCAGAGCUCCUUCAUGCUUGUAGGAACAUGAACCGACAGCUGUGCUCUGUGUAUCGGCAGCUAUUUCUAGUGUCUCUGAUGAGUGGAACACAUUCCCUCUCCUUAAAUAUGCAGUCCAAGGUCCGGAAACUGGUCCAGGGGAAGCUGACUGACUGGCAGGAGUUUCUGCUGGUGAAGAGUAAAAGAAACACUACGAUGGUUAAUUACUUGGAAGAUUUUCCAGGCUUGAUACAUUUUAUCUACGUGGAUCGGACUGUAGGCCAAAUGGUGGCCCCCUCUAUAAAUACUGAUAGCAAAACAUCUUCCGAGCUGGGAACUGGAUUGUUGGCCAGUUUUAUUAAAAAUAAGGUUUGGUCCUUCAUUGGUUUGUCACGGAGAUACCUUCAGAAAGGAUACACAACGCUAACUCUGCGAGAUGGGGACUAUUAUUGCUGCUACUUCCUCUGGUUUGAGAAUGAAGCAGGUGAUAAACUUGAAAUCAUUGAGGUUCCUGUUUUAGGAGAUGAUUCUGCUCCUAUAGGAAUGCUGGCAGGCGAAUAUUACAGGAAACUGCUUCGCUACUACAGCAAAAACCACCAGACAGAGCUGGUUAAAUGCUAUGAACUGCUCACCCUGCACUUGGGCAUCAUCCCUCCAGAGUUUGUGAUCCAGCAGUGCCAUGAUCUAGCCCGCAAGCUAUGGGAACCAUCCCGGAUCCCUCUUCUAUAGAGGAACAGGAGGAGCCACCAGUAUUGUAAAUUCACCAGAUCAUUCCCACCUAACUGUGCCUAUUUACAUGAGCAAUGCUGCUCCUAGAGACAUUCUGUAGUAUUAAAUAUAAUCAGGUGACUGAUGUUAUUAAUGUUCGGAUUGCACUGAACUGCACUGAAGCCAAACAUUCCCUUAGUUGCCUUGUGGCACAGUACAGAUGCAUGGGAGUGACUGCUGUAAUCUCCUGCAAUCUUGCUCCAUAAUAGUUAUAGUGUGUCCAUGCACCAUCUGACCCUAGGACAUCAAUGGGGUUUAAUAAUGUAUAUACAAAGUUGGCCAAGUGUAGUUACUACUAUGAACAAAGCUUUAGUCUUAGCCUGCAAUACCUUAUAAACAAGCAGUUUGAAAAAAGCAUACUUGGGGCAGGGCAGAGAGGCCUUUUGCUCCCUUUUUAUUUACAAUAAAAUAAUACAUUUGACAGUCACCGCUCACAGAGCAUUAUUUUUUUGUUGCUGGUGUCAGUGACCCCAAAAAACAGAUGUUAUUUUGGAAAGUGGCAAACAAUUCAACAAUUAUAAAGCACUAAAGAUCAAUUAGUUGCCAAUAGGAUAUUCUGGAAGAUACUAAAAGUUUAUUUGAUGGUGACCUACGCCUUUAAUGGACUUGGUAGCUGAUACCCCAAUCUUGCAACUGUGAGAUUUUGCUUUCUCCCUCCCUUUGCCAUAAUGUGUCUGGAUCCUUCAUGGCUGUAAGUGAGGAAUCAGUGCAUAACUAUCAGACUGCCUUCAUAUGCCAAGUUGAAAACAACCACAGAAUAUACCUGGCACAGACCCCAGGCUGUAUUUUUGUAACCUGCAACAAAGUGUAGAUAGAAAGAAAUCUGUAUAGAAAAUAUCCAUUUGGUACGACAAAUUCUGUAAGUUUUAACAAAUACUUUGGAAUAAAAUAACAUGAUUAUACAUUA